AUGUUAGGACAGGUGAGUUGGACACCUCACCUUGCGGGGGGUCAGAUCAUCUGGUUCUUGGGACCAAUGCAAAUGCGUCUAACAGUCUUGGCUGUCAUAUUUCCCUUUCAUGUGGCUGCUGCAGUCUUGCUUUGCACAUCUGCACAGUGGCUGUGUUGGCUGGUGUCACUGGUCACUGAUCUUGGCUUGCUUCUUCAUCAGACCCGAGCAUAUGUACAACAAGAUGAGUCGAUCGGAAUGAAGACAAGUAUGUUGCUUUGCUUCCAGCAUGGGGGCAUUGGAGUAACAAAUGAUUCUGCACGAGGCAAGGUGAGCGUUGAAAGCAACUUCAGUUUCUGUGGAUGA
Ostreobium quekettii is the source of this 345-nucleotide messenger RNA. The record is from the annotation of a GenBank genome assembly. Lineage: Eukaryota; Viridiplantae; Chlorophyta; Ulvophyceae; Bryopsidales; Ostreobiaceae.